CGGUCUCCUCCGCGAGUGCCUACAGUGCGCAGCCGGUGACGUACGCCGAAUGUUUCGUAUCUYGGUGUUUUCCGUGUGUCUCCCUUUCGCCGUCUCUGUCUUGCCCGACCGGACUACUUAUUCUUGAGCGCGCGACGGCGCUCGCUAUUCCAUUUCACAUUCUGAAAAUGCACAACGCCGACCAUCGUCUCCACCACUGUUGGACGCAACUCUAAUACCAUCCAUCACGCUACGGGACACAAUUAGCCGUAUUUCCGGCGGGAUGGCUCGUGACGCUGUCGUGCACGACGUGGACCUGCCGUCGCUGGAGUACGACGACGAAGAAACCGCUUACAUGUCCACAGAGACGCCUAGCUUCGACGCGGACGACGCGACACUGGGCAGCACGUUCGUGAUCGUUGACGAGGACGUCUCCGAUCCGGACGAUAACGACGGAGUUGGCGAAGAGGACGACGUAUCUCCGCUGGUGGCCCGGACGGCAUUGACCUCUGCCGCCGAUUCGCGGUCGUCGUCCUCGGACACUGGAAAGGUCAAGUUCUUGGACAAGAUCAGAGAACACAAGAGCUACCAGAAGCUGGCGAGGAUCGUGAAAAAAAAAGGUGAAGAACCUCCAGUWAUUAUGUCACCAGAUUCAGGAAUUAACGAAUUGCAAGGUCUUACUCUCGAAGAACAGGAAAAGCAGAAAGAAGAAUGGCAACAAGAGCUGAACAAGGUAGAAGAAGAAAUCAAGACAUUACGUGAAGUGCUGGGUUCCAAGGUGAAAGCUUCUCAAGAGCUUAGACGUAAGCUUGGUUAUACUGUUUGGCAAGAGAUUAGUGAAGACGUGUCACAGAGCUUGCGAAAUGUUAAAGAGUCAAAUGUUUAUCAAAAUGUAGAGGACAAAUUUACUCAAUUUGGAAAAGCUGUUGUUGACGCACCAAUUUACCAAAAUGUAGAAGGCAAGGUUAAGCAGUUUGGAUCAGCGGUCACCGAAACGCCUAUUUAUCAGAAAACUGAAUCUGUGGUAAAAACAACCGCAGAAAAAGCUACAACAAUAUUUGGAGGAUUUGGCAGUGGUCUUACAACCAAACUUGGCCAAAUUAAGAACUCUGAAUCAUUCCGUUCUUUUGAAGAAAAAGUGGGUUCAGCUUUGGAAAAUGUUAAGACUAAAGUUGCAUCUCGAUCCAACUCAAUGCAGAACUUUGAUGAGAUAUUGGAGGAAGAAACUCGUUUGGCAAAUGAAGAAAAACGUUCACGAGAAGAACGUGAAGCUGCAACAAAAUAAAUUUUUGGUAUCUAAAUCAUCUCUCUUGUACUUUCGACAUUUAUCAUAAUCGUGCAAUCUUGGUCACUUAAGUACAGAAUUUACCUUAAACUAGGCACUACAAAUUCAAUUUCUCACAAAUUUAUUUAUCCUGAAUUUAGUGUUGAAUUGUAUUUUAUUAUUAUAUAAAACAUUUUUUCCCAUAAUGUUUAUCAUUGAUUUGUGAUUUUUGAUAGUUAUUAAUCUUAUUUAUAUAAAUAUAAUAUAUAUUUUUUUUUUUUUGUAUAAAUAAUCUUACGAGCGCUUUAACUCUGAAAAAUAAUUAUGUUUGUGCCUAUACAACGAUACUGUACGACAUACACUUACUUUAAAAGUAUUCCAAUUAUUGUAAUUAAAUUAGAUAUUUUUUUAGUUAAGUAUUUAUAUAAAUUAAACUAAAUUAAUUAUUA
Molecule: messenger RNA, 1692 nt
Organism: Diuraphis noxia (Russian wheat aphid)
Lineage: Eukaryota; Metazoa; Arthropoda; Insecta; Hemiptera; Aphididae
Product: tumor protein D54
Cellular component (GO): cytoplasm
Source: RefSeq, a predicted model, not a curated record